AUGGAUCCAGCAGCUCCAGGCCCUCUGGACCCUAGUGUCCUUACGAUGCAGGCGAGUCACAGGAGCAGUGUGCUAUGGGAUGUAAAGGUGUCCGAUACGGAAACCAUAUACACCAGGCAUCCCGAUUCAGCUCCAUGGGCGAUUGACGCACGGAUCGUCCCGUACCUUCAGCUUGCGAGAUUGCAUGACUUCCACCUGAUCGCGACAUGCCAUGUGCAUCGAUGCACGCCAGUUCGAAAGCUGGCAAGACAAAGUCCAAAGAGUGCUGAUGACGCCACCGUUGAGAGAUACGCUAGGGCUUAUCUCCUUUAUCUGAUUGGUGCUGUCUUGUUCUCCGACAAGACUGGCAACCGAGUACAACUAUUGUACUUGACGUUGCUUGAUGCGCCAUGGGAGGUCAUCUCCGGGUACAGCUGGGGUUCGGCAGCCCUAGCGUAUCUGUACAGGAGACUUUGUGAAGCUUCACAGAAGAACGUGAAGGAGAUCGCUGGUCCCCUGAUUAUUCUACAGCUUUGGGCAUGGGAGCAUGUUCUCAUUGGUCAACCGAUGAGGAGUGUGGGUCGUGGUGCAUUUGCGCCACCACUGCUUCCUCCCCCGCAUGUGCCAUAUGGAUCGCGGUGGUCCUUUGAAAGACGAACAAGGACCCACACUGGAUCGGGCGUGGGGUUCUACCGCGAUCAGCUCGAUCUAUUACGUGCUGACCAGGUAACAACUUCACCACAACUUGUUUUAUAAGUAUCAAAUUGAGUAAUUUAUUAAUCGAAUUUUCACGUUUAGUUUCUAUGGGACCCUUACCCCGCUGAGGCAUACGCUGCAUUGCCUCAGCACUCGGGCAUAUUGUCAGGGGCAUGGAGAGCAUCUGUACCUCUGAUCUGCUUCGACAUGGUCGAAGUGCAUCUCCCUGAGCGCGUACUGCGCCAAUUUGGGAUGGUACAGGGCAUCCCGCCUCCAUGCGACACAGAAGCGGAGCUCCACCACUCUCGCAAGGGUCGGGAUCCCAAGA
This is a messenger RNA of Amaranthus tricolor (Joseph's coat), 1003 nucleotides long. Its product is annotated as serine/threonine-protein phosphatase 7 long form homolog. The transcript is spliced from 5 exons. Gene Ontology annotation, biological process: meristem development; meristem maintenance. The record is from RefSeq and is a predicted model, not a curated record. NCBI's taxonomy places the organism in Eukaryota, Viridiplantae, Streptophyta, Magnoliopsida, Caryophyllales, Amaranthaceae. The coding region runs from base 1 to 735 and encodes 244 amino acids.